GGCCUGAGUGUGGCGCUCCCGCACCUCGGUAGGAAGGGGAAGUAGCCGCCGUGCGGAAGAAAAAGAGCCCCGAAACUUUACGAUAACUGUCUAGAAAUAGAGAUUCAUGCCAUGUGUCAGGAACCGGUUCUCUAUCAGACGAAUAUUUAUUAGAAAAUCUUGUUUUUACACAGCCAAAUCCACACGACCCGGAUAUUCGAGCGAAUUUAAACAGAGCCAACCGUCCUUUGCUUUCCAGCGAUAGUCUCUGUUACUUAUUUUAACUCUCUCACGGAACGCUAUAGUUUUGACGGGAAAGUUUGUGGUGGCGGUGGAGAAGAAGCUGCAUGUGUUUGACUUUUGCGGGCGAGGAGUGAGUCACACGCCGCGAGCUGCAGUCAAACAUGUCGGCCCAGGCGCAGAUGCGAGCAAUGCUGGAUCAGCUCAUGGGGACGGGCAGAGAUGGUGAUACCAUGAGACAAAGAAUUAAAUUUUCAGAUGAGCGGGUCUGCAAAAGUCACCUUCUGGAUUCAUGUCCUCAUGACAUAUUAUCAGGCACACGAAUGGACCUGGGAGAGUGUUCCAAAGUUCAUGACCUGGCACUAAGAGCUGACUAUGAGAUUGCCUCCAAGGAACAGGAAUACUUCUUCGAACUUGAUGCUGCUGAGCAUCUACAGUCCUUUAUUGCUGACUGUGACCGCAGAACAGAGCUAGCAAAGAAACGACUGGCUGAUACGCAAGAUGAGAUCAGCGCGGAAGUCACUGCGAAGGCUGAGCGUGUACAUGAACUAAAUGAAGAGAUCGGGAAGCUGCUUGCUCGAGCGGAGCAGCUUGGAAGUGAGGGGAACGUUGACGAGGCCCAGCAGCUGCUGGAAAAGGUGGAGAAGACCCGGGCCCUGAAGAAAGAAGCUGAGGAUGUUUAUAGGAACUCGAUGCCGGCCUCAAGCUUUCAACAACAAAAACUUCGGGUGUGUGAGGUGUGCUCGGCCUACCUCGGUCUCCAUGACAAUGAUCGUCGUCUGGCUGACCACUUUGGAGGAAAACUACACCUCGGCUUUAUUGAAAUCCGCGAGAAACUAGAAAAACUAAGGAAAGCUGUGAUUGAAAAACAAGAAAAAAUGCGGACAAGACGGCGAGAGGAACGUGAAAGAGGAGAUGAACGGGAGAGACUGUGGGAGAUGGAGCGAGAGCGGGAGAGAGAAAGGGAGCGAGAGAGAGAACGUGAGAGGGACCGUGAACGAGAGAGAAGACGGUCAAGAUCUAGAAGUGGAGACCGAUACAGGGAUGGAGGCAGUUCAUCUAGCCACCGCUCUAGACGUCACCGGUCCUCUCGCUCCAGAGAAGAGGGUGGAGACCGGGAUCGAGAAAGAGAACGAAAACACAGACACAAGGACAGACAUCGUUCACGCUCUCAUUCCCACAGGCACAGGAGAAAGAGGUCGUCCAGAGACAGAUCGUCUCACACCCGUGACAGAGGUGAGAAGGAGCGCUCGCUGUCUCAUGAGCUAGUGGGAGAGGGCGAAGGUUGGCAUAAUGACCAGGUGCAGCAAAGAGACUGGGAGGACAGGGAGAGAUCCACCUCCCCAGAUACGACAAUGGCCAAAGAGAGAGACAGAUCCCCAUCGUACGAGAGGCAAAGACGCUCCAGCUCAGAAGAGCGAGAGUCGGGAGAGAUAUGAGCUGGAUAAGAACAACAACAACAGCAGCAGCAUGUGGGCAUCAUUGCAGUUCUCCGGAUGCACUUCUCAAGAGCAGAGGCCGGUGUGUAGCUUGCGUGUCAGCUUCAGUCUUCUUAUUGAAACGUCAGUGAGCAGUGUUUGAUGCUCAAGUUGGGGGAAGGGAAAUGGUGGUGGUCAAGCUGUUAUACUUUGAAAUACUUUUGACUAGAUGACAGUGUUCUGUUGUCUGGUCUUUCAUGUGUUUGAUUUGACAGGAGGUAGGUCUGUCACUUUUCUGAAGUGACGAUGGGUCAACUUUACUUGAACGCUCAUUUGUGGGACAAAUUCUUAAGUAAAACUAGAAGUCUUGAUGCCAAAAUAGCUGCUGGUUUACUCCAAAACACAACCUCACCGAAUGUUUUAAUCAGAAUACAUUUGAACUGCUAUGUAUUUAACCGGAUUGUUAGCAUUUGUAGCACAGUGUGCUCCUCACUCAACCUUCACCUUUCUUUACUUUAAUGCUCCUUGGAUAGUUUCCCGCGUUUCCAUGUUGUUCAUAUGGAUCUGAUGCACGGUCCCAAACUGACACUGGAGGCCUUCUGCUACUUCUGCCUGAUCAAUGAUGUUGAAUUUGUUCUCCUGUGCCACCCGAGAUGAAUAAAAUGUCUGCUUUCAAUAAAGUCUA
Molecule: messenger RNA, 2322 nt
Organism: Synchiropus splendidus (mandarinfish)
Lineage: Eukaryota; Metazoa; Chordata; Actinopteri; Syngnathiformes; Callionymidae
Product: putative RNA-binding protein Luc7-like 1
Exons: 10
Coding region: 384-1658 (424 amino acids)
Biological process (GO): mRNA splice site recognition
Cellular component (GO): U2-type prespliceosome; U1 snRNP
Molecular function (GO): mRNA binding
Source: RefSeq, a predicted model, not a curated record